CGAACCGGCUCAGUCUCUCUCUCUUCACGCCAAAGGGACAAGGAACCGUCCAAAUGACGCGUGACAGCGUUGUUCUAGUGGCGCGAAACGCCUGACUUCAAAGUGGAAACAGCGCGUCCACCGCGACGAUAUGCGAUCAGACGGCAGCGAGACCGCGGUGAAACCGAUUUUCCCGGUUGCCGGACUUUUCCACCGCGUUCCAACAAAUGCGCGUUUCGUUGGCUGAAGAAACACCAGGAAAACAACAGGAACGAUGUACGGCAUGCUUUUAGAGAGUGUGCAGCACUUUGUGCAGUUAGAGUAUGGCGAAGAAGUGUGGCAUCAGCUCUUGGAAAGUGCUGACUGCAAGCACAUGGUAUUCAACACACGACAAAUAUAUCCUGACGAGCUUAUGACCAAUUUGGCUGCUGCUUUAGCCACGAUCAAAGGCAUCUCGAUCGAUAAUGUGAUGCAAUUCUUUGGCAAAUGUUUCGUUAGAUUUUUCAGCAACUUAGGGUACGCCUGCACAGUGAAAGCCACAGGUCGUUAUUUCUGUGACUUUCUGCAAAGUGUCGACAAUAUUCACAUGCAAAUGAGAUUCACGUAUCCAAAAAUGAAAAGCCCCUCCAUGUACACUACACACGUCGACGCGCAAGGUGUAGUGCUAGUGUAUCGAAGCACCAGGCAAGGUUUUACGCAUUAUCUCAUGGGUCAGUUGUAUUAUAUAGCUAAAGAGCUUUACGAAACGGAUUUGAUAAUUAGCGUAUUAGAAUCUUCAAACAAUAUCCCGGGGUCCAGGAGUGUGAUGGUUAAAUUUAGAAUUGACUUUGACAAUCGUGAAUAUAUCGCGAAGAACAACAGAAUGAAAACUCCGCUAGGUCGAGAAUUGGCACCAGUGUCCUGCACGUUUCUUUUACGGCUGUUCCCGUUUGGGGUCGUGAUAAACAAGGAUAUGCUCCUACUGGGAGUUGGCGAUAAACUGUUGCAAGCAUGGGGCGGUAGCUCAUCCAUCCUGAACAAACACAUCACGGAAGUCUUUAAACUGCGUAGGCCUAAAGGGAUUUCCUUCACUUGGGGAAACGUGCUGUACUUGCAUUCAGUGAUGUUCGAGCUAGAACUCAUCAGGGUAAACGAUAACAAUACACAGUCGAAUACAGACAAUAUCGCUAGUACAAGCUCAGGAUUAGAUAGGAGAGGAAGCCAAGGAGCGAGAAGUAUCUUGUUGAAGGGCCAGAUGAGGUACAUCGAUGACAUCAAAGCAAUAAUUUUCCUAUGUAGUCCCUUAAUCAACAGCUUAGACGAGCUACUCAACAUGGGCCUGUACCUGAACGAUCUAAACCCUCAUGGCUUAAGUCGAGAAUUAGUCCUCGCGGGAUGGCAGCAUUGCGGAAGGUUGGAGAUGAUGUUCGAGAGGGCGGAACAGAGAUCAACCGAACUGGAAAAUAGCUACGCGUUACUGGAUCGUUGGAAGAACAAAAGCGACGAGCUUCUGUAUUCCAUGAUUCCCCAGACGGUCGCUGAUCGCUUGCGUGCCGGUGCGAGCCCUUUGAGCACUUGCGAGUCGUUCGAGUCUAUAACCGUUUUGUUCUGCGAGCUUUGCGACUUCGAUUACUCGACCAUUGAGGGCGCAAUGGACAUCGUCUCGUCAAUGAACGCCGUUUUCUCGUGUUUCGACUCCCUGAUGGACGAAUACAAUGUGUACAAAGUAGAAACAGUCGGUCGAGUUUACAUGGCAGCGAGUGGAGCACCGGAUAAGACUGAAGAUCACGCUCAAAACGUGGCAGACGUUUCCCUGCAGCUGAUAAAGCACGUGCAAUCUCUCAAAUUGCCAUCUGGUCUUGAUAUACAGAUUCGCAUAGGAAUUCAUUCUGGACCAGCUGUGGCAGGUGUUGUUGGCAUCAAAGUACCGAGAUAUUGCUUCUUCGGCGACACGGUGAAUACUGCUUCCAGAAUGCAAACGACCAGUCUGCCAGGAAAGGUACACAUCUCGGCAGACACUAAAGCGCUAUUGGUCAAAGACCGGUACCACGUCGAGUCACGCGGACUAGUUUGGGUCAAGGGAAAAGGCAACAUGGAGACGUAUUGGAUGUUCGACAAAGCGGAAACGAAUAUUGAGAUUACGGUCGAAGAAGCUACACCGCCCGAAGGACUUCUAGUCACCGAUGUUUAACGCGUAACAAAACGUUGGAUGUUAUUUAAGAGAUCGUUGAACUGCUUUUUGUUUUUAACAGCUGGACGAGCAUGUACAGCUUUCGAGAUUAAGUCUGGAUCGUGUUAUUGACAAGCAGACGCGCAUAUUAGCCUGAUGGGUAAGAUAUACAAUGCCCUAGUUUUGUGAUGAAAUGGUAUUGUAGACAUAUCACAAUUCGUAAACGAGCCAGGAAACAGGAUGAACAGCUCCUUGACGUGAAUAGUACAGAAGGUUCAUGUUCUAAACAUUAGACAAUGUUCUCGUGCGUGAUUAGGUAUUUUAGACAUAAUUAUUAUUUAUUACUUGGUGCCGGAGAUUAUUAUUGGUUAUCCAAAACAGUACAGUAAUAUAUUUACAUUUACUUUAUAGCUAUAUGAUUUUGUUAUAUAAAUUUUUCACUGACAAUUUCGUAAUAUUUUUGGGUUGCUUCAAAAACAAUAAUAAGUACUUAUCACAAAGUGGAGUUUAUCAGUUCUGAAAAGCUCAAAUGACAGUGCAACAUAUGUUUGCAUAAAUGUUGAUCCAUUACGAGCAUAUUAAAGUCUUUCGUUUUGUAGUUUAUCCUAAAUGUGAAUGUUAAUAACAUAAAAAUCAAAUUUCAGAGAUCUCACUCGAAGCUAUUCAUACUUACACUUACGCUCUAUUGAUUCUCUGUUGACAUUUUCUUUAUAAGUGUAUAUCCAUUCUUUCUCCCAUUGACCUGCUGAUCUCAUGCUUCAUACAUAUUUUUUUUAUAGCGUAAUAAAGACAAUAUUAUCAUUGUCAUCAUUAUUAUUAUUAUUAAUAUAUCUCGUAAUCAAAGUUACGAGUUUACAAUCUCACAGUCACUUAUUGUAGCAAAUUAAUUUCAUUCCGAGUAUCAAAAUUGAGUAUCAUUGAAAGCUUGCACAUCGUUGAAAGACUUCAGUUUAGCCAAAUUAGAAUAUGUGUAAAAUAUUUCAAAGCUUUUAUCAUACAAACUACUUUUCCCACCACUUAAUAGGUGUAAACAAUUUUUUUAAACAUCUCUGAAACUGUUGUGUUUGCUGCAGAAAUAGUUACUAUUAAAAAUGUAAAAAAUUGUAUACAAAAAAAUGCGACAUGUCUUUCGAAAAACAUAUAUCAGAGUUUUUUGGCGAAAAUUGUCGCACCUACAUUUCUCGUAACAACUCGACCAAAGUUUAUGCAAAAUAAUCAGCUUGGUAAAGAUACUUUCUUGAUGUUCCGUGUAUUUUAAUCUAGAGUGACUAGUCUAAAUGUAGCUAUAUAAGAAAAACACGAGAGAAAAAAAAGAAAAACAUGAACAUUUCACUCGACAAAUCAGAGCCUCGCGCGAGUGACAUAGUAGGUACGUGAGUUUUCACCGAAAUUCCAUGUCGAAAUGAACUGAGAAAGUCCCGUGACUUUCUUUCUCGUACGUUCAAUGUUACGAGUUGAACGAGGCUAGGUACGUGCCUUAACUUUCAAUUGCUGUCGUCGCGUGUGUAAUGUUCGUGUAGACUUAUGCUACAAAAAAAAGCGUAAAACACGAGUGCAAGCUAUGUGUACUUCCGAACUUUGCAUCACCGCCCGGUCCAUCGCGAAAUUCAUAGUCUAGACAUAGCAAGUAAAUAAAUAACGAGAAGCUGUUAAAUUAAAUAUGCAAAUAGUUCAUAUUAUAGUAAUGUAUGUCUUUCUCUUCAUUCUAGAGUGUGUGAAAAAUUUAGGUUCAAAAGGGAAUGUUAGUGGUUGUACGAAGCAUUUUCAACAUAAGUUUAAUAAAAAUUACUGUAUACUUUGAAACACUUUAUGGAUACGGAAUUUCUUUACUGUUUUAUAAAAUUUCAUUGUAACCAUAAUAUUUAUGCUACCUUGUUUGAACUAAAAAAAAG
Molecule: messenger RNA, 4020 nt
Organism: Hylaeus volcanicus
Lineage: Eukaryota; Metazoa; Arthropoda; Insecta; Hymenoptera; Colletidae
Product: soluble guanylate cyclase 89Db-like
Exons: 13
Coding region: 254-2149 (631 amino acids)
Biological process (GO): nitric oxide-cGMP-mediated signaling; response to oxygen levels; cGMP biosynthetic process
Cellular component (GO): guanylate cyclase complex, soluble
Molecular function (GO): oxygen sensor activity; heme binding; guanylate cyclase activity
Source: RefSeq, a predicted model, not a curated record